Nylanderia fulva is the source of this 1241-nucleotide messenger RNA. NCBI's taxonomy places the organism in Eukaryota, Metazoa, Arthropoda, Insecta, Hymenoptera, Formicidae. The record is from RefSeq and is a predicted model, not a curated record.
AAUCGCUUCAGUGUUAGUUUGGCUUUCAUAUAUGAUUGUAAUAUUUCCCACCGGUGUGUGGAUGCCGAGAAAAAAUUAAAAAGUUCCUGGAGGACACCGAAAAAAUUUGUUGCUUCAGUACAACAACUUGCGGCACAGUUUCCUACGAGAUUUAAAGAGUGGGCAGCACAUGAUACAUACUCAGCUAAAGGAUUUAGUUCUUUGAUUUUCAUCUGAAGUCCCGAAUAAGCACCAGACAUAUUAGCAGCAUUAUCAUAAGAUUGGCCUCUACAAUUAGAUAUGUCAAUUUCCAAAUCAAUAAGUAUUUUACUGACGGUUUCUGCUAAUUCCUCUUAUGCGCACGAUUUAAUAACACGUCUGCUCGUUUGCACUUCUCAAAGGAGAGUCGUUCUCAAGGUGUGUAAUAGGCAUGGGACUCCUGUAAGUGGAAAACGUGAGGCAAUAGAAAGAGAAAGAAUAUGAGACGCCCAUCUUUAUCCUUGUCUAACGUUGCACGCGCAUCAAGCUGAAUGGAGUUGAGUGGGGAGGUAUCGUUGAGACUACUGAGGGGGUUUUUUUUUAACCUACAAUAUGGUGUUGUAGCUAAGAAUUUAUUAAUCUUGCAUAUAAUUUUAUGCAUUUAUUCGGAUUCAGUCAGAUAAAUAAAGAAGAGGAGAAAUUAAAUUGACGCGCUGUGACACAAUCAUAAAGAAAAAUGACAAGAACGUGUAUUGUGUGUAAAAAGCAACCUAUUCCGUUUAAUAUAUCUCGAAGUUUUCACAAUUUUCCCGUUAAUGUUGAAUUAAAAAAGAAGUGGAUGGAAGCUAUUGGUGUGACGACAGUUUGUAAGUCAGCCAGUAUAUGUAGCGACCACUUCUAUGAAGAAUCAUUUCAUCAGACUGAUGGAUAUACAACUUUGAGACGUUUAAUAUCAACUGCUGUCCCUUUUAAUCGAAACACUAAUCAAUUAUCUUUACCAAUUAACAACGUAUCUACUCAAGCACUUGGUGACAUAACGAAUCAUCAAGAUAUGACAAUAAGUGACGAAAAUACAUUUUCAACAAGUACGGAUACUAAUAACGGAGACAACUUUGAAACACAUGAUAAUUUAAGUCCCAGAAACAAUAAUAAAAGAAAAUCAUUUGUUGUCGACAUUCACCCAAAAAAAUUUGUUUUAUGGUCGGAAGUCAGCCAGAGUCUUUUUCAAGAGAGCACUUUGCUUCAGAUGAAGCUUGGGAGCGAUUUGUAAGAGUUAUGGCUUC